Molecule: messenger RNA, 847 nt
Organism: Parastagonospora nodorum SN15
Lineage: Eukaryota; Fungi; Ascomycota; Dothideomycetes; Pleosporales; Phaeosphaeriaceae
Exons: 8
Coding region: 112-615 (167 amino acids)
Biological process (GO): cytoplasmic translation
Cellular component (GO): cytosolic large ribosomal subunit; ribosome
Molecular function (GO): structural constituent of ribosome; rRNA binding
Source: RefSeq, a predicted model, not a curated record
AUUCUUCAAUCGACAACCGCUAACCCGCAGCAAAUUCCAAGAUGAAGUACAUCCACUCCGAGGAAUUGCUCGACAUCCCCGAGGGGGUCAAGGUCGCCAUCAAGACCAGGAAUGUCGUCGUUGAGGUCGCAGGGCAAGCUCUCAAAGUCGCUCGGCCACUUGGCGGUCAGCUUCACUCACCCCAAGAAGAACGUCAUCAAGAUCGAGCUUCACCACGGCUCCCGCAAGAGCGUCGCCACUCUCCGCACUGUCCGCACUCUCAUCAACAACUUGAUCAUCGGUGUCACCAAGGGCUACAAGUACAAGAUGCGUUACGUCUAUGCCCAUUUCCCCAUCAACGUCAACAUCGAGAAGAACAAGGAGACCGACCAGUUUGAGGUUGAGAUCAGGAACUUCGUCGGCGAGAAGCUCGUACGAAGGGUCACCAUGAGGCCCGGUGUCGAUGUCGAGGCAUCAAAGAACACCAAGGAUGAGCUGCAGCUCACCGGAAACUCCCUCGAGGAUGUUUCCCAGAGCGCCGCCGACAUCCAGCAAAUCUGCAAGGUCCGCAACAAGGAUAUCCGAAAGUUCUUGGACGGUCUGUACGUGUCGGAGCGGGGCAACAUUGAGGCAUAAGCGUGUCGCGGGUUAUGGGUUUCUUUCACGGCAUAUGAGCACAUGAGCUUCUCUGCAUCACGGACUGCGGUUGGCGCCCUGGGGUUCAGCUCAAAAAGGAUGUUUGAUAACAAUACCACCACUACCGGAUGGACCAAACUGCGCGCGCCAGCUGUGAUGACAUGACUCACUACAUAGCACGAACUUUAUGAUAAUUCUCAGCAACCGCCCUGAGCAAAUUGCAUCAACCAAC